Messenger RNA from Abrus precatorius (Indian licorice), 791 nucleotides. Its product is annotated as protein C2-DOMAIN ABA-RELATED 7-like. The record is from RefSeq and is a predicted model, not a curated record. Lineage: Eukaryota; Viridiplantae; Streptophyta; Magnoliopsida; Fabales; Fabaceae. The transcript is spliced from 4 exons. Bases 131 to 643 code for a protein of 170 amino acids.
AAUGCAAGCGGUAGCAGAUGUGGAGUGAAGAACGGUGAUUCACAAACGCCACAAAUUCUAGAGCUUUGCAACAAUGGCAUUGACCCUGUAGUUACGUGGCUUUGCUGCUAGCCACUCUGCAAGCGUCUCAAUGGAGAACGUUCUGGGUCUUAUCAAGCUUCGUGUGAAAAGAGGCACAAAUCUCGUAGCUCGCGAUUCACGUACCAGUGACCCAUAUGUUGUUGUUACCAUGGCUGAACAGAAAUUGAAGACUGGUGUUGUGAAAGAUAGCUGCAAUCCUGAGUGGAAUGAAGAAUUGACACUUUAUGUAAGGGAUGUUAACAUUCCUGUACUUCUGACAGUUUCAGACAAAGACACUUUCACCGUGGAUGACAACAUGGGCGAUGCAGAUAUAGACUUAAAACCAUAUCUUCAUUGUGUUAAGAUGGACCUGAACGGUCUCCCAGAUGGGCAUGUAGUCAGGAUGGUUCAACCAAAUAGGACUAAUUGUCUUGCAGAGGAGAGCAACUGCAUAUGGAAAAAUGGAAGAGUCAUUCAAGAGAUGAGUUUAAGAUUGAGAAAUGUUGAGUCUGGGGAAAUAACCCUGGAAAUUGAGUGGGUUAAUAUUCCUGAUUCCAAGGGCUUAUCAGAAAUUGAGUUUUAGGCAUGCUUACCUGCCUUAAUUUUAUGCAGUAGCAUAAAUAAGUACUACUUGUAUUGUCAUAAGUUGAUGUUAGUUUGUAACUUAUGGAGUCAAAACUAGAAUCUAGUGAGUUGCAGACAUAUCUAAUCGAAUCAUUUGUUUUUAUAAU